AUGCCACGACCACCAUUAGCCUCGUCGUUCCAGCUCCUGGAGAUCAAUCUGAUUUCGGCGCAAGAUCUUUACCCGGCGUCCAAAUCCAUGCGGACGUUCGCCGUCGCGUGGGUGAACCCGAAGCGCAAGCUGACGACACGUGUCGAUCAGAACGGCCACACCAACCCGACGUGGAACGAGAAGUUCGUCUUCCGAGUCGACGACGAGUUCCUCAAGGACGACACGUCGAAGAUCAUGAUCGAGAUCUACGCCUCCGCGUGGCUCCGCGACGUGCUGAUCGGGACGGCUGCCGUGGUGGUGAACAAUCUUCAGAACAAGUCCAAGAUGCGUUUCAUGGCGAUCCAGCUGCGCCGCCCCUCCGGCCGCCCGCAGGGGAUUCUCAACAUCGGCCUCGGCCUCCUUGACAACACCAUGCGGAGCAUGCCGCUCUACAGCGAGCUCAGCUCCUCUGCCGUCGGGUAUUGGGAUUUGAUGGAAGGAAAGGGGGCAAAUCAAAAGAACCACGACCCCAACUACAAGGAUCAAGACAAAUUCAUAAUCUUCCAACGAUCCCAGAGCGAUCGAACUGGUAGCGAUUACGGGUUCUCGAAAAGCCGGCCCGCGAGCUCCGUCUGCGACGGGCUCUCCAAAAGCAAAGCCUCGAGCUCCAUUUGCAAUGCCGGUACAGGGGGCUUCUCAAAAACUACUAAACCUCAAGGUUCAUUUUGCAAUAGCUCGAUUGUGAACGGUUCUGAGCUUAGCUCUGCGCAGAAAGGGGGAAAGGGUGGGUCCAUUUGCUCUGACGUGGGGCCCUCGCCAUCCGUGGUGGCGGCCGCCAUAGCCAAGGGGAUAUAUCCACUUGGCCAUGGCGGAGGCAAUGUGGUGCGCCACGCGGCACAAGGUGAUGCACGGAACUCGUUGUUGGAUGAAUGGACGGACCAGGAUAGCGUGGAGGGGUUAAAGACAAAGAUCGAAAGGUGGCGGACAGAGCUGCCCCCAGUGUACGACUGCAAGAACAAUAACAAUAACAAUAACAAUACUAGUCAACAUCCGAAGUUGCUCCAGUCGUCUCACCAACUCACCAACCGACCGCCGAAGAGUCGCCGGAGCCGUAGCAGCGGCAGAAGUUUGUUUUCGUGCUUUGCAUUAGGUUGCGAGCUUUCAAUUUCUUGUGGUGGCGGAGGUAAGAAGCCUAAGAAGAAGAGUAGUGGCAAGGUUCAUCUCGGCACAUCUGACAUGACUUUCGAGGACUCCUCAUACUUACGGUAG
Prunus armeniaca (apricot) is the source of this 1248-nucleotide messenger RNA. The record is from the annotation of a GenBank genome assembly. Lineage: Eukaryota; Viridiplantae; Streptophyta; Magnoliopsida; Rosales; Rosaceae.